Salvia miltiorrhiza (redroot sage) is the source of this 903-nucleotide messenger RNA. RefSeq lists its product as uncharacterized. The transcript has a single exon. The record is from RefSeq and is a predicted model, not a curated record. NCBI's taxonomy places the organism in Eukaryota, Viridiplantae, Streptophyta, Magnoliopsida, Lamiales, Lamiaceae. Bases 1 to 903 code for a protein of 300 amino acids.
AUGUUUAAACUUAAGAGACUCAAGUUGGCUCUUAAAGGCUGGAAUAAGCAAGUGUUUGGUAAUGUGGAUGAGGGCAUUCGGAGUUUACAAUCUUCCCUGGAAGAGAUUCAGCUUGAGAUUGCGCAAGAGGGAUACUCUGAUUCCCUUUUUGAUGCAGAGGUUGCAGCUCAAGCUCGGCUGGGGUCCAUUUUGAAUCAGAAAAACUCUCUUUUGCGGCAAAAAAGUCGGGUCAGAUGGCUUAAUGAUGGUGAUAAAAAUACUAGCUUUUUUCAUAAAAGGUUCAAGAUGAGAAGGAAGCAUUUAUUUUUGCCGCAACUGAAAAUUGACGGUGUUGAUGUCUUCGACCAAGAGGCUAUCGCUCAUCACAUUGUGGGUUAUUUCUCCAGCCUCUUUUCGGAAACUAGGGCUCCUGAGGUGACUAUUCAGGACCUUCAUCCUAUCUUAACCAAGAAGAUUUCGCAGCAACAGAAUAUUUUCCUGAUAAGCAUUCCUACUGAAGAGGAGAUAAAAGCUGCCGUCUUUGACCUUGCUGGUGAUAGCGCAGCGGGACCUGAUGGUUUUUCAGGGAGUUUUUUUCAACAUUGUUGGACGACGAUUCAGAAAGAUGUUCUUAAGGCGGUAAGUACUUUCUUUUUAAAAAAUUAUCUUCCUGCUGGGUUGAACUCCAAUACUCUGAUUCUUAUCCCCAAGAAGGAAGUUGUGAAUUCGGUGGCGGACUUGAGGCCAAUUAUUUUAUCAAACUUCUUCUUCAAGAUCCUCUCUAAGAUCUUGGCGUCUAGGCUCUCUGUGGUGGCGGCUGAUCUUGUUACUUCCAACCAGUUUGGUUUCAUUAGCGGUCGUCUGAUUCAUGACUGUAUUUUGUUGGGUUCUGAAGGUGUGAAUUGCAUGAAACGUUCGUGUUAA